AUGAGAAACGUUUCAAAGAAGAAAUUUUUAACCUGUUUCCGUCCUGGGGAUGAUAUGGAUGCCAUCCUUCAACCUAGGGCUGUCGUGGAUCGCUCCUCUAGUCGUCGUUUCGCCUGCAUCCCCGUGGCAGACAGACAUGACACCAAUAGUUCAGCCACCAAAGCCACGUUUUCUAAGAACCCAAGCACACGCAGGAAAAAUCUCGAUAGCCAAAAUUGUUUUGGAUCAAAGCGUGGUUAUUCGGCAUACACAGAGAGUUCAUCAACCUGUGAUGAGAAACAAGUUUUUAUGGAGUCUAAAAUUAAAAAAAUCAAGCCCCCUGAAUGGUCUUCGACGAUUUCAUCUUCAAACUCACCCGUGUCUGAAUCAAAGAAUAUAUCCAAGAGUGAUUCCACUAAAAAGCAAGAAGAGAAGCAAAAUAAGUUUCAGUGCGUAGGAAUAUACUGGGUUCUCGUAAGCUUAGUAGUUACGGUUUUUUGGGAGGUUCCCAAGUUGCGGAACGUGGACUCCAAAGGCUACAAGAAUUGCCGUAGAGACCGUAGUGGAAGGAGUGGUCGGAGUAAGGAACUUUCAUAA
This is a messenger RNA of Sphenostylis stenocarpa, 576 nucleotides long. The record is from the annotation of a GenBank genome assembly. Lineage: Eukaryota; Viridiplantae; Streptophyta; Magnoliopsida; Fabales; Fabaceae.